AUACGCAAAAGCGUCACUCGGGUUCUGCUCGCGAAGCUGACGAACCUAUUGCCAUGCUGCUGAACGUCAGAAAAUUGUUUGGCAUUCUCCUUCUUCAGUUCAUCACCUAUGGCCAGGCUGAGGACAUACUGGUGACCGUGAACGAGGGCACGCUGCUGGGAACCACAAAAACCAGCCUCUACAACACGACGUACGCGGCCUUCCUCAGCAUCCCAUACGCUGCGCCGCCGCUUGGAGCGAUGCGUUUCGCUGCGCCGCAGCCAGCAGCAGGCUGGGUUGGAGUGCGGAACGCCACCCAGUACGGCAGCGACUGCGUCCAAGAGGACGGCAGCGGCUCGGAGGACUGCCUCUACCUGAACGUGUACGUGCCGGGCGUUCCAGAAGAGGGUGCCAAGCUGCCCGUCAUGUUCUGGGUGCAUGGUGGGGGGUUCGUACGUGGUGGGGGCUCGGACCGCGAGUACGGACCAGACUUCCUCGUCUCCUACGGUGUCAUACUCGUCACCAUAAACUACCGGCUGGGGGCUUUAGGGUUCCUGGGUACGGGAGACGAGGUGGUUCCCGGUAACGCAGGCAACAAGGACCAACAGCUGGCGCUGACCUGGGUGCAGAGGAACAUCGCCAGCUUCGGCGGCGACCCUCAGCUGGUCACGCUGUUUGGGGAGAGUGCUGGUGCCAUGUGUGCGUCCUUCCACCUGGUGUCACCGCUGUCUGCAGGACUCUUCUCAAGGAUCAUUAUUCAGAGCGGCAACUUCAUCGGACGUCCAAAUACCUUGGAGCAGGCCCGCUGGAACGCUUUCAGACUGGGAUCCAUACUUGGCUUGGAAACGAAUGACUCACAGGAGCUGGUUGAAUUCCUGCGUUCUCGCGACGCAGCGGACCUGGGCGUUGAUCACUCCGUCUUCUUGACGGAUGAGCUGAAGGUUUUAUUUAGCUACGGUGUGUGGUCACCGCACGUCGAACCAAACCUCGAAGGCGCCUUCCUCACAGAGUCUUCAAUCCAGACGCUCAUCGACGGCCGUUUCCACAGGGUGCCCGUCAUGACAGGAGUCACCUCCGGAGAGCUGGGUUACCAAAUACUGAACAGCACAGAGAAAAUCGAGAUACUCAACAGCCAAUUCGUCGAGUCGGUGGCACCCUGUUUGCAUCUUUCGACUGCAGAGCAGCAACAGGAAGCAGCUCUCAAGCUGAGGGAGUUCUACUUCGGCAACGAUACUAUCUCUACGGACGAUGCUGAAUCUCUUGUGAAUUUCAACAACGACAUGAUGUUUUUCGAGCCAACGGACGCGCUGGUUAAGAAAGUGGCCGAGCUAAGUGACACACCAGUGUUCUAUUAUGAAUUCGACUAUCGUGGGGAUAUCGUCGAAUCAACUAAGUGGGGGACGAAUCACGCUGGUGACAUAUUCGUGCUCUUUGUGAGAGAUGAUACUGUAUGUAACCUGGAUCCAGAGUCAGAGGAGGAUCAGGUGCGCAGGAAUAUGGUUCGGUACUGGACCAACUUCGCUAAGUAUGGAAAUCCAACCCCGGAGGCGGAUCCUGUGAUCUGGGAGCCGUACGACAAUGUGACCCGCAGCUACAUGCUGAUGCAGUCCAACUUCUCCCUCGCUCACAACAAAGACGCAGAGCGGAUGGACUUCUGGUACCAGAACGUUCCGCUGCAACCAUACGCUGACAACUUCUAGAAAAAUAUGGAGAGAUUAGACAACCUAAAGCUUCCUGAGACAUGAGACAAAAUGUUUACUCUAUUAUCAUAAUUACAUAGUAUCGUUUGAUGGCCUAGUAUUGUGUUACCAAUAUGUAAAAAUGACUACAACUCCAGCUGUGGAUAAGUAGUUAUUGUUCUACGCAGAUUAAUUCAGUACAAAUAA
This is a messenger RNA of Schistocerca americana (American grasshopper), 1865 nucleotides long. Its product is annotated as pyrethroid hydrolase Ces2e-like. The transcript has 10 exons. NCBI's taxonomy places the organism in Eukaryota, Metazoa, Arthropoda, Insecta, Orthoptera, Acrididae. The record is from RefSeq and is a predicted model, not a curated record. Bases 54 to 1679 code for a protein of 541 amino acids.